Saccostrea cuccullata (small rock oyster) is the source of this 3216-nucleotide messenger RNA. RefSeq lists its product as uncharacterized. The coding region runs from base 29 to 475 and encodes 148 amino acids. NCBI's taxonomy places the organism in Eukaryota, Metazoa, Mollusca, Bivalvia, Ostreida, Ostreidae. The record is from RefSeq and is a predicted model, not a curated record. The transcript is spliced from 4 exons.
AUUCUCUCCUUAAAAUUUGAUAACUUCAAUGUCUUUGCCUAAAUGUUUACCCAAAUUAUUGUUUCUUUAUUUUAGUGAACUCUCUCAUGAAAGCAUUGCAGAACUUAAAGAGAAAUACAAUAAUGCAGUGAGCAAUGUGACGGACAGAGACGUGGGGGUGGGGCAGUCGGUAACGCUGCCACAUUAUUACCCCUUCACCUUGGAUGGCAAGAAGGUAACAUGGAAAAAGGACGGUUCCCCGGUGGUGCUGGAUAACAAUAACAUGAUGAACAGUAACCAAGAUCUGAUCUUGUCUAGGGCCAACAAAGCUGAAGAAGGAAUUUAUGAAGCUUACAUAGAUGACAAGAAGUUAAACACAGUAAAAGUGAAGUUAAUGGAAAAUAAGGAUGACAUGGAGAUGGCAUGGAAGGCCAGGUUUACAGAAUGGUGUGAGGAAUUUGACCGGAUCAAGAGAUAUCGCUGCUCUGGCUGCUGACAUGAUGAAAGAAGAAACAGACUUCAUCUUUAUACUUUGGAUAACAGUGGAUAUAAAAAUCUUAAGAUUUCCUUGUAUGAAAUCUGAAUACAUCUGUUAGAUAUAGAUAAGCCUAGUGAAUUUUUAGGGAUUCCCACACUUCCCCGAAAAUUUCCAUCCUUGUGUUGACCAUGUAAUUAACUCGACAUGGAAUGAUCGCAUAAAUGAUUGAAAAACUUCAUAACACAUCCACUUAAUUUAUUUAUUUCCAUAUCCGUGUUCUCUCUCUGCUGGAACAUUACAACAUUUGCCAUGUGAAAGCAGAGGUUUGCCCUCAUCAUUACCUAAAUCAUUGUGAGAUGAGAGCUGAAUCAUUGUAUGAUCCUAUGUGUACUGAGUUUUCUCUAAAGAGAUGAACUUUUUAAAUCCAAUGCUUGGAUCAGUGAGAUGUCUACAGUGUAUGUACUGAGGGACUGUACUCAGCAUUCAGAUGUGUCAAAUCUUACCUCAGUCAUACCCAAUAAAAUACUGAAUUACAGAGCUUCUCAUAUCCAAGACUACUCUAGUCAGAGAAGCAGAUUUGUAAUCGACCAUAAAUGGAAAAAAAAAUGGACAAAAUUUCAGAGACCAGGAUUACAAAGGGAGACGACUCAUCUGUGAUAGGAGUAGUAUGGUAGACUUCAAUCAAAAUAUAGUUACAACUCUUGUAGUAGCAGUUUGAUUUGAUUUUCUUUUUGUUUUUAGUGUAUAAUUAGUGCACUGAAGAUUUUUUUAUUCAUCCAGUGUGAUAGAAGUACUGUGUUUACAAGUAAUGUUAGAGUUGAAAAUCAUUCAUAUGUUUUUGACUCCUGUAUUAUUUGAGUGUGAAGUCUCACUUUGGUGUUGUACUGAUGUAAUAUAGGACUAAGCAUUUAACAAAGUUAACAGAAACUAGCUAGAAUUCAGUUUAUGUUUUAGAUUAAUAUGUCAGUCAGACAGAAUUAGAUAGAUUAUAGUUUGUGUCUUACUAUAUAAACAAUACAGUAAGCUAUAUGAAUAUAAGUAUGUACAUGCAAAUGAUACUGCCAUAAGCUUGCUCUUUGGGGAAUGGGCAAUAUUAAACUGGGUAAAUCACAUAAAAGGCUUCAGUAGCCUAGAUCUAGCUGUGGAUACCUUUUUUGUAGGUGAUUGCACACAAUAAUUUUGAUUUUUCCUGACCAGUUUUGAUUUUGAUUUUCUAUUUAAUUUGAUUCUGUGGUAAUUUUUGUCCAAGGUUUACUGUAAAUGUGCUUCUGUAUUUUUGUGACAUUGUAUUUAAUGGCAGCAGCAGUUUAACUCCAGUUAUCUGAAUUGUUGUGUCAUAGAGAGGGAUUCAUGUAGAUUUUUAAACAGUCACCUUAUUUUACACUAGAAGUUAUCAUGCAAAGAGAUGUACAUGUCAAGUCAAGAGAAUAUUGCCCCUGUAAUUAGCAAGUAGAAUAUUGCAUGAUUAAGAGAUUUUACAUUAAUUUCAGCUACAUAAAAAUUAUGGGAGUAGUGGAACUCCCUUUGAAAUUGCAUGAAAUUUCUUACUUUUAUUAGGGAAUUUUCAGUGCUCCAUUGAUCUGUUAUUUAUAAGUAGUGAAGGAGUCUAAUUUAUAGGGUUUCUUGGCACUUUUAUACUUGUACAUGGAUUACGGUUUAUAUUAACUAGAAUUGUUCUACCUAUGCAUCUUUGUGAAAAAGAACUUGAAUCGCUGUGCAUUUUUUAUCAAAAGACCAAGGGUUGAUGUUUGAUUCUUAAUUAGCAGUAAAGGCAUCUGAUUUUUGCAUACUUGGUGCUUAUGAAAUUGCAAUUGUAGAUACCCCAUGUCCAUGAGUGAUGAUACUGGUGCAAUCUUACAUACAAACCUUAUUACAUCUAAAUGGACUUCACUUUUUGCCAAUACUUGUCAAAUAAAUAAAAUAUUUUAUUUUAUUUAUUUUAUUUUGAUAAUUAGUGUAUCAUCAUUAUGUAUCCUUUAUGUGCAAUUUUGAAGGCAACUGAAAUUUUAUCCCUGUUCACGUGUCUUUUAAGAUUAAGUUAAAUACGCAGGAUGCUGAGCAGUGUUAGUUAGCCUAGGCUAGUUUUAACAGAUCAGUCUCCAAUUAGAGGUGCUUUAAUCUGAUUACAAAAUCAUUAAUUGUAGUUCUUGUCAUGUAGUAAUGUUGAGAAGAACAUCAAACUGUAUUAUUUUACACAAGUAUUUAAAGCAUUUACUGGGAAUAUACAAAAAAUAAAAAUAAUCUUUAAAACAGUAUUCUUCAAAUAGAUCUGAAAUCCUGUUGGAUGACAAAAAAUUCGUAAGGCAUUUACUUGUAAGGUUUUUUUAUGACAUGUUUGUUUUUGAAGUGUACAUUGAAAAUUUUAAAUUACACUAAAUUCUAGUAACUUUUGUCAUAUGAUUAUUAACUAGUAUUUUGUCACAGGCACCUGACAUUACUUAUUUUUCUUAUAUAAAAAAAAUUAACCCUGUACCUAGUACUAAUUUAUUAUAAAGUAUGGGGUUAUUAUUUUUUUAGAAGAAAAAUGUCAUGCCAGGUGCCUGUGUGUUUUGUUCACAAUAACUAUAAACAAACUAUGUAAACUUUAUUAAAUCAUUUCAGUGUUUUUUGUUCACAAUAACUAUACAAUCAAUUUAAAAUUUAUUAAAUCAUUUACCUUUGAAAUGCUUAAUGUGUUUGGGCCAGUUUUUAAACUAAUUGAUGUAGGUGAGCUGUAUUAAUGUUUGUUUUAUUCAUUAAAUAAAUGCUAUUUUAAUUCA